Eupeodes corollae is the source of this 1718-nucleotide messenger RNA. RefSeq names its product protein croquemort-like. The transcript is spliced from 6 exons. Gene Ontology annotation, cellular component: membrane; cytoplasm. NCBI's taxonomy places the organism in Eukaryota, Metazoa, Arthropoda, Insecta, Diptera, Syrphidae. Gene Ontology annotation, molecular function: scavenger receptor activity. The record is from RefSeq and is a predicted model, not a curated record. The coding region runs from base 134 to 1609 and encodes 491 amino acids.
AUUUCAAUGAAAUUCUUUAAUUAACCGAUAUUAAAGUUUCAGUCUCUAAAUGGUUUUCUUACGUUAUACAAAUCGGACUUCCCAGAUAUCUUCUAAAAAUUACAUUUAAAAUCAUCGAUAUCUAUGAUUGAAAAUGUGUUGUAAUUGUUGUAGUGUGCUACAGAAGAAAAUCUGGGUUAUAACAAUUGGAAUAUUAUGCGUAGUAAUUGGAGUAACUUUAAUCGUGUUUUCACCACAUUCAAAGGAUUACAUUGCCCAUAGUUAUUUACCCCUAAGUCCGAACUCAUGGAUGUUCAACAAAUGGUUAAAUCCACCUAUGACAAGUUACAUGUGUGUGUACUUAUUCAAUUGGACAAAUAUGCAUGAGGCAACAAACCGUAAUGUUAAACCAAACUUCAGUCAACAUGGUCCUUAUGUUUUUCGUGAGACAAGGUCUAAAGAAGAUAUCAUUUGGCAUGAAAAUGACACUAUGACUUAUUACAAUCGUAGGUCGUGGUUUUUUGAAAAGGAAAUGUCUGGUGGCUCGUUGGAUGAUGCUAUUAUUCUUCCUCAUCCACCAACUGUGAUAGCAGCAAAAGAAGUUCAAAACAUGAAUCGCUAUGUAAAGAAAAUAUUAAACUACUUCCUAAAGACCGAAGGUGGAUCGUUGGGAGUUAAUAAAAAAGCUGAAGAAUGGAUUUUCAAAGGCUUCCCUGAUCCGAUGACAGAAUUUGUUGGACUUUUCCUAACCGAGCUAACUUCAUUGCGUUUGGAAAAGUUUGGAUUCUUAUAUGGACGAAAUGCAUCAAAAACAUACGAAGGAACUUAUACAAUUCACACUGGUCAAAAAGAUUUGUCCAUGUUGGGUGAACUUGCCAAAUGGCGUGGUAAAAAUCAAUCUAAUUCUUUCGAAGGAGAAUGCAGUCGAAUAAAUGGAAGUACUGGAGAUCUUUUUGCACCAGAACAUGGUCCCGAUGAUAUACUUUCGGUAUUUAUACCUGAUACUUGUCGUUCGAUAAAUUUAUUCCCUGGAGAAAAAAUGAUUUAUCGUGAUAUAGAAGCUGUGAAAUAUACAACCAAUGAUAUGACAUUUGACAGUGGGCAACUUUAUCCAAAUAUGAAGUGUUAUUGUUCGGGCAGUGAUGAGAGUAAAUGCCCGCGAACUGGAGUUAUUGAUUUGGGACCUUGUUUGUAUGGAGCUCCAUUGUAUUUAUCACUGCCACAUUUUUUAAAUGCUGAUCCUAGUUAUGCCGCUGCCAUAACAGGAAUGGAACCUGAUCCUAAAGAACAUAAUUUUUACAUGAUACUUGAGCCAAGAUUGGGUUGCCCACUUUCGGGUAAUGCUAAUAUGCAAAUAAAUAUGCUUGUGGAACCACAUGAUAGUAUUGAAAUGCUAAAUGAUGUAAAUGAAUUUUAUGCACCUUUGAUAAUAUUGUCAGAACAAGGAGAUAUAGACGAAAGUUUUGCAAUACUUGUCAGGUUGUUUUUCAAAUUCCCAGGAAUUUUCUUAGGAAUUGGAAUUGCAAUUUUGGUUAUAGGACUGAUACUUCUAUCAAUGGCAAUCUAUUUAUCCUGUACAAAUAAAUGGGAAGGAAACAGAAAAAGAGAUGAUAUCUUUUCAAAACAUUAAAUAUUCUAAUACUCUGUUAUUGUAAUGAUUGUUAUAUUGAAUGAAAUUAUGAAAUUUGCAUGUGAUACUAACAUUAUUCUAUAAUUUAAGUAAAUUUUUGAUAAGAACA